This is a messenger RNA of Monopterus albus (swamp eel), 3547 nucleotides long. It is a transcript of the gene mkxa, whose product is annotated as mohawk homeobox a. The transcript has 7 exons. Gene Ontology annotation, molecular function: RNA polymerase II cis-regulatory region sequence-specific DNA binding; DNA-binding transcription factor activity, RNA polymerase II-specific. Gene Ontology annotation, cellular component: nucleus. Lineage: Eukaryota; Metazoa; Chordata; Actinopteri; Synbranchiformes; Synbranchidae. The record is from RefSeq and is a predicted model, not a curated record. Gene Ontology annotation, biological process: regulation of transcription by RNA polymerase II; cell development; muscle organ development. Bases 189 to 1292 code for a protein of 367 amino acids.
GUUUGAGCUCAGGAUCUCAGGACGGGAACAUGUGAGCAGGGAAAGGGCGACUGGAAACAGGAUUAUUGUUCUACACAACCGAAAGACGCUGGAAGCUCCCGGGUCAGGUGAGAGACGUGGACACUGUGACAACUCCGAGGAGACUUGUACUUUUUUACAUUUUGCACAUCAGAGGACUCUGGCCAAAGAUGAGCGCCAUUGUAUUUAACAAACUGGGCAGCCACGUCCUCUUUGAGGAGAAAGCGACUGAGGUGGAAAUGAGCAGCAGAAAUUACCUAGAAGUCAUUGAUGGGCAACAUCCAGACCUCCUCUCCAGCAGCCAGACCAUCAGAGACAACCAGGCCAUCAGACACAGGCGGAGUGGGGGUCGUCCCAGCGGUGGCAAAGUGCGACACAAGCGCCAGGCCCUGCAGGACAUGGCACGCCCCCUCAAGCAGUGGCUCUACAAACAUCGAGACAACCCCUACCCCACCAAGACAGAGAAAAUCCUGCUGGCCCUCGGCUCACAAAUGACCCUGGUCCAGGUCUCCAACUGGUUUGCUAAUGCCAGGAGGCGACUGAAGAACACGGUGAGGCAGCCAGACCUGAGCUGGGCACUCAGGAUCAAGCUAUACAACAAAUAUGUUCAGGGAAAUGCAGAGAGGCUCAGCGUCAGCAGUGAUGACAGCUGUUCAGAAGACGGGGACAAUCCUCAGAGGACACACGGCAGCCCAGAGGAGCUCAACAAGCCCAUGUACCCAAGUGUCAUCAAGAAGGAGGGCUCCCCCAUGGUGAGCAUGGCCAUGGGUAUGGGUAUGGGUGUGGGGCUGCGUUCAGCUGCCAAAGCCGCCUCACUGUCUGACGACUAUGUGUCUCCGCCCAAGUACAAGAGCAGCCUGUUGCACCGCUACCUGAAUGAUUCGCUGCGGCACGUCAUGGUGGCCAAUGCUGUUAUGGACGCUCGCAAGAGGAACCACUCUGGCUCCUUCAGCUCCAAUGAAUAUGACGACGAGCUGCUCUCGCCAUCCUCGUCUGAAGCUGAGGCAAACUUUGUUUAUCGGGCUGAUACCACAGACUAUGGAUCAAGUAAAUGUGACAAUGGUAGCAGCGGUGUUGGAGCUGCACAGAAGGAGAAGGAAAAGGUGAAGGGCAAAGAUGAGACAUACUGGAAGGAGAUCAAUGCUGCCAUGGCUUUGACUAACUUGGCGCAGGGGAAGGACACUGUGUCAGGGACCACCAGCUGCAUCAUUCAGAAGUCCUCCCAUAUAUCAGAGAUCAAGACCGUUAAAGUGCCGCUAGUGCAGAAAUAUUAGCAAUAUUAACAUCAUCCUCCUGUCUCUCUUUGCAAACCAGCAAUCAUUCCUUUUUUAAGCAAACUCACCAGAGUCCGUAUAAACUUCAACGAAACAAAAAAGGACUGUUGUAUAAGGAAUCAGGGUGUUUGAUGCAAAGUUGUGUGGAACUUGAAAAGAAUCAUCUUUUUGGUUGGUGUUUUAAAAAAGUGCAAAAGAGGCCCAUCAAUUCUUUGCUGGGUUAAUGUGUGACAGACAAGAGUCUAUCAUAUGUCCCUAAAAGAUCUUUUUGCCAAAGUGCCUUCAUUGUUUAGACAAAUAACUCCUCAAUUGUGGUCAAUGCAAAGUACAGAUACUGAGGUGCCUCUUUGGAAUUUGUGAAGGAAUAUUUUAAUAACUUUAGAGUCACAUCCCGUGCCUUAUGGACUGAAUGAGAUCACUGGCCGAUGCGCAGAUGAACUCGAAUAGCACACACAGAUGCAUGCUCUCAGAAAAUGCCUAGCAUUGAUUCUCUGAAGGCAUCACUCGUGUUUAGACUGGAGUCUUCAUUUGGACUGUAAACUGAAAACUGUUGUGUCUCAGCCAGCUUCUCAUUUCUGGCAGGCCAACACUAACUGCAGGAUAUGUAGAUCACUCUAACAGCAGUUUGAUAAGCAGCCAACAUUCUCCACCUUGUCCACAUCUUGGCCUUGGGUUUGGUUAAUCAGCGAAGGACUCCUUUCUUAUCAUAGCUUUUAUUUGCUGAAACAUGCACAAUGCUCAGCUGGACUUAAAUGAAGUCACGUUCAACGCACACACAUGUGCGGAGUGACUCAGUUCUACAGCCACAGGCAUGCUGUAAGUGUUCAGUACUGUAUUUGUUCUAACAGAAGGAUGCCAUGACCUAAAAGGGAUGUUUUUGCUUCAUGUUAUCAAUGUUUUACAUGGACAGUGUUGCUUUUUCACAUUUGUGCUCAGAACACAAUAGUCUGGCAUGAAUGAAAAAAAAGCGAUGCCAUCACCAGCUCUGCCAGCCAUCUCAGCUGUUUAGCAUUACAUUCAAAUUGUUGUUUACAAGAAGCCAGAGGAUAGACUUAAAAGUCUGACUUUCUCUUGCUUUUUUUGUUUGUCUUAAAAAGAAAACAUUUCAGUAUUAUCUCUUUGGUGUCCUAGCAAGUGUUUAAAGUAUGUGUUACUGUCAGCUUUUAUAUAUGUGGUCAUUUUGUUUUUGAUCAAAACUUUGUACUUGGUUUCACUUAACCAUACCACAUUAAACUCUUCUGUUGUCAUCCAGUGAAAAGAAUCUUUUAUAGAAAGUACUAAUGUAUGGUGCAUAUAGUGUAAAUGUUUGUAGCAACUGAUGAUGAAGCUCACAAACCGGGAGAAAUGCAGGAGAAACUAAAGUUGACUCUUUUCCGAUUUUUCACUUGAUGUAUAUCUUUAAGGUACUGUUUAUGUGUGUCACAAUCUUCACUCUUUUAUGAAUUGUGCAGUUUUUAUUUGUUAGUUUGUUUUUUUCUUUUACAACCCAGACUGAAAAGUCAAGGACUUUUGGGCAGGACUAAAGCUGCACAAAAUUCUUUUUUGACCUUGAAUGUGCAAAUUGUUGAAGAGCUGCAUUUAAAAUUCUUGGCUUUCAAUCAGAUUUAAACCAAGAACCUUAAAAAUACACACAAAGCCUUCACUGAGAACUUAUAGAUGGAUGUGAUUUUAUAUACAUGUAAAUGUGAUGAGACAUAAGGGAAAGGAAGGAAAAACCCAUAAAAUUCCUAUUAGCGUGCCUAUGGAAGUAUAAUGAAAUUAAUCGGGGCUGCUCUUUGUGUUUCUAAUUGCACCCCUGAACCUCUGGACCACUCGCGACCACACACCUCACAUGAUAGUUGCAUUCUGAGAAGACACAACAAGAGAUGGUGGCUUCAGAGACAACAAAGCAACCUCUGUUGUUCAUUCCUCAACAAUGGCACUAUGAGUACUAAUGAAAGUGUGUCUACAGCCAAGACUUUGGCACUGUACAAGUGUUUCUUCAGCACAAACAUUGCUUUCACAACCAUGUUGACAAAUAGAAGGUAACAGUAUGUAUUACAGCCUUUAAAUUAUUAUUACACACUUUGUAAAAACAAAGAAGGUGGUGACCAUAGUCACUUUUUUAUUGUUAAGUUAUAUAAAUUUCGAAUAUCUUUUGUUUGUUUAUUUUGAUAGAGACCGGAUUUUCAAUCCAAUGACCAAAUGCAUAUGUCCUUGUAUUGUUUCUCUCAUGUAAAGUUUUUUUUUUUUUAAAUAAUUGUUACUUGGUCAAA